UCGACUCAGGUAACGAGUACAGUCUAUGCAGCAAGGGAAUUUUAUGGGACAUAGCUGUGGUUUUGGGAACUGUCCUUUUAGGAUACAGAAGGACUCCCCUAUACAGAGCAUAGACUCAUCCAGGACAGGGCCCGUUUAUGCCGUCAGAUAGCAGCAUACACAGGAAUACAGUGGCCAACAUGUCCGGUAAUCAAGUUCAAUCGGAUUAUCAUCUGGCUCCUUCAAUAAAUGAGGAACUAUCCCUGGACAUAUUUAACAUGCCACACAAUCCAAUGGUUUAGUAAGGAUUAUGAGUGUAUGUGAGGACAUCUACAAACUUUGUUAAGCUCCUUUGUUACAAUGGUAGUUCAGCCGUGUGUGGAUACAGAACCUGUGCUGGACGUGGACAAGGUGAAGUUUAUACACACAGCAUGCUGCAGAUGGACAUUGGCCUCUAUCAUUUUUGGAAGCACGGCCAUCAGUGUCACUGCAGGAUUAUUAAUUAUGUAUUUAACAACAACACAGAGCCUCACUGUGGUGCAUUCUCUGGAAUUACAAGGUCUUCAUUACGAUCCCAGUUUACAAAAUAGCAGCUCUAUGUACUACAAAUCCAUAACCACUACUUUACAGAGAAUGUUGAAAUCCAGUUUUAAGAAUACUGUUCUAGAAGAUAGUUAUGCCGGAUUUACAGUUUUACACUACAGCAGGGGGAAUGAAAGCAUUAUCGCCCAUCUUAAGAUGCAGUUUAUGUCUUCUGUCUACACUGAUGAUCGUGAGCGGAUUGAAGACACUCUCAGACAUGGCCUGGCUACCUCGCUGAGUGGACAGCCCAUCCCAGUGUACACUUAUGGGAACAUAUCAUCUGUUGUGCUUGCAGAUAAUAAAGGGAUAUCAUUUUACUCUGUAGGUCUGAAAUCAGGGAGUUGCCCUCCUCAAGUAUUUUCCUGCAAGAACAGCCAGUGCAUCACCAAGCAAAACCCAGAAUGUGAUAAUGUUCGCGACUGCAAAGAUGGCUCGGAUGAGAAGAUCUGCAACUGUGGUACUCGACCAGCAAUGAAAAAGUCCAACAGAAUAGUUGGCGGAUCAGAUGCUUCAAAGGGAGAGUUCCCAUGGCAGGUCAGUCUAAGGGAGAACAAUGAGCACUUCUGUGGAGCCACCAUCAUAAGUGGCAAGUGGCUGGUCUCCGCAGCCCACUGCUUCAAUGAUUUUCAGGAUCCAGCGGUGUGGUUGGCUUACAUUGGUUCUACGUCUCUGAGUGGAUCGGACAGCAACACAGUGAAAGCAUCCAUUAAAAGCAUUGUUAAGCACCCAUCCUAUGACCCAGACACAGCAGAUUAUGAUGUGGCUGUGUUGGAACUGGACUCUGAACUACGGUUCAACAAAUACACCCAACCAAUCUGCCUGCCAGCAUCCACUCAUGUCUUCCCAAUGGGCAAGAAGUGCAUCAUCACUGGAUGGGGAUACCUCAAAGAGGAUAACUUAGUGAAACCUGAAGUUUUACAGAAAGCUACAGUGGCCCUCAUGGACCAAUCACUCUGCAAUAGCUUAUAUAGCAACGUGGUAACAGACAGGAUGGUAUGCGCAGGCUAUUUGGAGGGCAAGAUUGAUUCAUGCCAGGGUGAUUCAGGGGGACCUCUGGUUUGUGAGGAAGCCUCAGGCAAAUUCUUUUUGGCAGGCAUUGUGAGCUGGGGAGUGGGAUGUGCUGAAGCCAGAAGACCUGGGGUCUAUGUGAGAGUAAGCAUGGUUAGAAACUGGAUUCAAGAUGUCAUUUCAGCACCUACCUUACUGGAACUAUACACAAGCUUAGUUACUACCACCAGUAGUAUAAAGAAGACAACCAACCCCAAAGCCACCACUGCACGACCGCUAACUAAGCAUUCCACAACCAAGUCUAAGCCAGGCAGCAGUACCCUGCCAGCAAAACCAACCCAGAAACCAAUCAGCACAUCCAAGCCUCAAGAAUGUGGCAGCCGUCCUGGGAUAACAAAACCCAACAAAAUAGUGGGAGGAUUAGAUGCUGUCAGAGGGGAAGUCCCAUGGCAAGCGAGUCUGAAGGAGGGUGCCCAUCAUUUUUGUGGGGCAACAAUAAUUGGGGAUCGGUGGUUGGUUUCUGCAGCUCAUUGCUUUAACCAAACUAAGUUGGACCAAGUCACUGCUCACAUGGGCUCCACUGCACUUAGUGGAGCUGACACUGUGGCUGUGAAGACCAGUUUGAAGAGGGUGAUCCAACAUCCUCACUUCAAUCCACUGACCCUGGACUUUGACGUGGCUGUGGUGGAACUGACGAGUCCCCUGACCUUUAAUAAGUUUGUACAGCCUGUGUGUCUUCCUUCUGCCUUGCAGAAAUUUCCAGCUGGUUGGAAGUGCAUGAUAUCUGGAUGGGGCAACAUCAAAGAAGGCAAUGUGUCUAAGCCUGAGGUUCUUCAGAAAGCGUCAGUGGGUAUCAUUGACCAGAAAAUGUGCAGUGUCCUCUAUAACUUCUCUAUAACAGAACGGAUGAUCUGUGCAGGAUUCCUAGAUGGAAAGGUGGACUCUUGUCAGGGAGAUUCCGGGGGACCAUUAGCAUGUGAAGAGAGUCCAGGUGUUUUCUUUUUGGCUGGUAUUGUAAGUUGGGGUAUUGGAUGUGCCCAAGCAAAAAAGCCAGGCGUUUAUAGCAGAGUAACAAAACUUAAAGACUGGAUCUUGGACACUGUGGCUCCUGUACUGAGGACUACUGAUAGUGGUAUGAACCUUCCCAAGUCCACAAAGCCUCCUACAACUCUAAGCACCACCACCACAAGAGCAUCAACUAUUCGACCACCAAUGUCCACUGGUCGUAGGACAACUACAGUAGCCAGAACCACUACAUCUCAAAUGAAAACUACAAAAAGUACUCCAAAGUCUACUACAACUAAAGCCACUAGCAAAAGGACAACUACUGCCAAGACUAGCACUACUGCUCCAAGGAUCACUGAGCCACCGAGACCCACUCAAAGACCAGUGCCAUGUACAUCUUCCACAUACAAAUGCUCCAACAGACUCUGCAUCAGCAAAACAAACCCAGAGUGUGACGGUAUCGCGGACUGCAACAAUGGUUCUGAUGAACAGAACUGUGAUUGUGGCUCAGCCCCUGCACUACCUUUUAAUAAGAUAGUGGGAGGCAGCGGUUCCUUGCGAGGAGAAUGGCCGUGGCAAGUUAGCCUGUGGCUGCGGAGAAAGGAGCACAAAUGUGGAGCAGUGCUGAUCUCGGACCGGUGGCUGCUGUCUGCUGCCCACUGCUUUGACAUUUACAGUGAUCCCAAGCUAUGGGCAGCAUACCUGGGUACCCCUUUCCUCAAUGGGGUAGAAGGAAGAGUAGAGAAGAUUUUCCGCAUCCACAAACACCCCUUUUACAAUGUCUAUACACUGGAUAAUGAUGUGGCCCUUCUGGAACUGCCUUCAACCCUCUCCUUCACAAAUCUCAUCAAGCCUAUCUGCCUUCCAGACACCAGUCACAGCUUCCCAGAGGGAACAAAGUGCUUUAUCACAGGCUGGGGCUCCACUAAGGAAGGAGGCUCGAUGUCAAGACAGCUACAAAAGGCCUCUGUUACCAUUAUUGGGGAUCAGACCUGUAAGAAAUUCUACCCCAUUCAGAUCAGUCCACGAAUGCUUUGUGCUGGCUUCAUGCAGGGAGGUGUUGAUAGCUGUUCUGGUGAUGCAGGAGGACCUUUAGCAUGCAGAGAGCCAUCCGGUCGUUGGUUUCUAGCUGGAAUAACCAGCUGGGGUUAUGGUUGUGCAAGACCUUACUUCCCAGGAGUUUACACCAGGAUAACAUCUGUCCGCAACUGGAUUGGACAGACUUUGCGAUUAUGAGGGUAUGGACUCAAGGAGAGGCAGAGCAAGAUAGCCAAAUGGAUAAAACAAGACACUUGCAGGACAGUGAUGCUGGCCUUAGUCAGAAGAUGGGAUGAAAACAAAAAAGGACAUUUACUCAUAUGCUUUUGAAGCAGAAAAUGUAGACUGUUUUCUAUAAAAUAAAUGUGACCUGCUAUUGUGACACCAAAA
Molecule: messenger RNA, 4002 nt
Organism: Pseudophryne corroboree (corroboree frog)
Lineage: Eukaryota; Metazoa; Chordata; Amphibia; Anura; Myobatrachidae
Gene: TMPRSS9
Product: transmembrane serine protease 9
Exons: 21
Coding region: 340-3810 (1156 amino acids)
Biological process (GO): proteolysis
Molecular function (GO): serine-type endopeptidase activity; protein binding
Source: RefSeq, a predicted model, not a curated record